UAUAAUGAUGUGCAUGUUGACUUCACUUGGGAAGAAUGGACUUUGCUGAAUUCUUCCCAGAAGAAUCUGUACAAAGAUGUGAUGUUGGAGAUCUACAGGAAUCUCAGUAUUAUAGGAUACAAGUGGGAAGACCAUAAUAUUGAAGAACAUUGUCAAAGUUCUAGACAACGUGAAAGAACUCAUACUGGAAAGAAAUCCUAUGAAUGUAGUCAAUGUGGUAAAGCCUUUGAAUGUCACAGUCAUCUUCAAAUACAUAAAAGAACUCAUACUGGAGAGAAACCAUAUGAAUGUAAUCAGUGUGGUAAAGCCUUUGCACAACACCAUCAUCUUCAAAUGCAUAGAAGAACACACACUGGAGAGAAACCGUAUGAAUGUAAUCAGUGUGGUAAGGCCUUUGCACAACAGGGUACUCUUCAAAGGCAUAAAAGAACACAUACUGGAGAGAAACCCUAUGAAUGUAAUGAGUGUGGUAAGGCCUUUGCACAACACAAUACUCUUCAAAGGCAUAAAAGAACACAUACUGGAGAGAAACCCUUUCAAUGUAGUCAGUGUAGUAGAGCCUUUAUAUGUCACAGUAAUCUUCAGAAGCAUCAAAGAACACAUACUGGAGAGAAACCUUAUGAAUGUAAUCAGUGUGGUAAAGCCUUUGCCGGACCUAGUAAUCUAAAAAUUCAUAGAAGAACACAUACUGGAGAGAAACCGUAUGAAUGUAAUGAGUGUGGUAAGGCCUUUGCACAACACAGUACUCUUCAAAUGCAUAAAAGAACACAUACUGGAGUGAAACCAUAUAAAUGUAAUCAAUGUGGAAAAGCCUUUGCACGUCAUGGUUGUCUUCAAAUGCAUAGAAGAACACAUACUGGAGAGAAGCCAUAUGAAUGUAAUCAAUGUGGAAAAGCCUUUACACUUAAUAUUUAUCUUCAAAUGCAUCGAAGAAAACAUACUGGAGAGAAACCAUAUGAAUGUAAUUAG
Peromyscus eremicus (cactus mouse) is the source of this 969-nucleotide messenger RNA. Its product is annotated as zinc finger protein 431-like. The record is from RefSeq and is a predicted model, not a curated record. NCBI's taxonomy places the organism in Eukaryota, Metazoa, Chordata, Mammalia, Rodentia, Cricetidae. The transcript has 3 exons. The annotation marks the transcript as partial. Gene Ontology annotation, biological process: regulation of transcription by RNA polymerase II. Gene Ontology annotation, molecular function: DNA-binding transcription factor activity; RNA polymerase II cis-regulatory region sequence-specific DNA binding.